GAACUUAGCUUUGAGUCGGAGUGCCCUAUUACCUCUUUGCCUUUUCUUUUCCCUUCAGAAAAAAGCUUUAUAACUUCCUAUUUGGGAAAAAAGGAAGACAAUAGUCAUACUUGGAUUCCAACAAAUGAAACCAAUAACUCACAUAGUGAGUGUAUUGUGUGUGUACAUUCUUGUCUUGUUUAGAAAAAAAAAGUCUGAACAAUCACUCUCUAUUCUCUAGCCUUCUCCAGUCUUUUCUUAGCACUUCUCAGAUCUCUAUCUAUUACAAAACCAACGGUCAAAUUCUGAGUCUCUAUUCAUUAACUACAAUUUCUUCAUAUUUAUAUUUAUAUAACCGUUUCUUAAACGGCCACCUCCAUAUUUACAUUUCAUUCUCUAUCACAAUUCCUGUAACUGAACAAAACAAAUGUCUCCCAAAUUCUCACUUUCACUCCUUCUAUUCUCUCUAAUCUCCACCCUUUGUGCUGCCCAAGGCGGCGGCGGCGGCGGCGGAGGGGGGACGGUUCAGUUGUGGUGUGUGGCAAAGAACAACGCAGAAGAUGCUGCACUUCAAUCGGCGAUUGAUUGGGCUUGUGGGCCUGGAGGUGCUAAUUGUGGGCCUAUUCAGCCCGGUGAACCUUGCUAUGACGCUUCCGACAUCCAGAAAACGGCGUCGUAUGCUUUCAAUGAUUACUUCAUCAGGCAUGGUAUGACUGAGGAUGCUUGUAAUUUCGAUAACAACGCUGCUCUCAUUUCUAUAAAUCCCAGUCAUGGUGGAUGUAAAUUUCCAUCCAGCAAAAAUGGGAGUGGAAAUUUUAGUGGGUCAACGAAUGUGGGAUUAGGUCCGGCUUCAGAAGAUUUGAGUAGCAGCAGUUAUAUUCCCAGGAUCUAUAUCUUGAUGGCAAUCAAUUUGCUGUUUUCAAGUCUGCUGAUUUUGUGACAACGUAAGAAUCUAGUCUCAGUCCCACUGUAUGUAGUGUAAUUCAAACAGUUUUGUUGGGCAGCUCAAGAGCUGCUGCAGGUAAGUGAUGUUGGUUCCACGGGCUCUCCGUAAUCAUAGAGGCCAGAAUUGAAGAAAUAUCCUAAAAAUAUGUCUUCUUAUUUGUUAAUCAAGAUGCGGUAUGUAAUUCUAACUUUAGAAAUUGCAAUUAGAACUUUCUCCUUGAUUGCAAGUCUGAACUGCCAUUGUAAAUCUGAGCAUUCAUCUUUAAAAUGAGUUCCAGUUACUUAGGGUCGUUUGGUAGGGUGUAUAAGAAUAGUACUGAAUAAGGUGUAUUAGUAAUCUUGAGAUUAGUUAUGUUGGUAUAUCUCUUAUACAUUUGUUUGGUUUGUUUGGUGUAUUAAAAAUAACAUGCAUUG
This is a messenger RNA of Nicotiana tabacum (common tobacco), 1338 nucleotides long. RefSeq names its product PLASMODESMATA CALLOSE-BINDING PROTEIN 5. Lineage: Eukaryota; Viridiplantae; Streptophyta; Magnoliopsida; Solanales; Solanaceae. The record is from RefSeq and is a predicted model, not a curated record.